Molecule: messenger RNA, 447 nt
Organism: Oncorhynchus tshawytscha (Chinook salmon)
Lineage: Eukaryota; Metazoa; Chordata; Actinopteri; Salmoniformes; Salmonidae
Product: trypsin-3-like
Exons: 1
Biological process (GO): proteolysis
Molecular function (GO): serine-type endopeptidase activity
Source: RefSeq, a predicted model, not a curated record
UCAUCGUUCCUGAAAGCUCCAGUGUACCUGAAUAGCUAUGUGUCCAUCGCUCCGCUGCCCCGCCAGAGUGCCUCCGUGGCAGAGGGGCGGUUGUGCAGGGUGUCAGGCUGGGGGUUCACCAGCUCUAGUGGGGGACAGAUACCCUCCUCCCUGCGCAUGGUCAAACUUCCCAUCGUCUCCACAGCCAAAUGCAACAGCAGUGAGUCUUUCAAUGGGAACAUCACAUCCAACAUGAUCUGUGCAGGCUACAGCGCUGGCAGACAGGACCCGUGUAAGGGAGAUUCUGGGGGCCCACUGGUGUGUGAAGGUCGGAUCUAUGGUGUGGUUUCCUGGGGGAUGGGCUGUGCCGAUGCCAAGUACCCAGGAGUCUACACUGCUGUGUCAAAGUAUCGCAGGUGGAUAGACCGGAUCAUGUUCAGCUACUACGGACGCUGCAGCAAGUAUUAG